AUGGACAAAUACACGAAUAUCCAUCAUCCGGACUAUAUCCCAGGUACUUUUAACAUAUACUCGUCUAACAGUCUUGAAAAUGGAGUUAUAUAUGGUUCUAAACUCAAGAAAAAUGACGAAGGCGUAGUGCUUAUUCCACAGCCUUCUGACUCUCCCAAUGAUCCUCUCAACUGGUCAAAGAACAGGAAACUAUGGCAUCUAGCGCUAAUGGCCUUUAUUACUGCUUUUACUGCCGCUACGAGCAAUGAUGCCGGAGCAGCGCAAGACUCGUUAAAUGAAAUCUACGGUAUUUCUUACGAUGCAAUGAAUACGGGUGCGGGUGUGCUUUUCCUUGGUAUUGGGUGGGCCACUUUGUUUCUCGCGCCGUUUGCGAAUCUUUACGGCAGAAAAAUCACAUACCUCAUUUGCAUUGCGCUGGGACUUUUCGGAGCUCUGUGGUUUGCCUUGGCAAAACGUACUUCUGACACUAUUUGGUCGCAGCUUUUUGUUGGAAUUAGCGAAUCUUGUGCUGAGGCCCAAGUCCAGCUCUCACUGAGCGAUAUAUUUUUCCAGCACCAACUUGGCUCAGUACUGACCAUUUACAUUCUGUCAACAAGUGUGGGCACAUUUUUAGGACCUUUGAUUGCAGGCUACAUUUCUUCACUUGUUAGUUUUCGUUGGGUUGGCUGGGUUGCUGUGAUCAUAUCUGGCGCGCUUCUCAUUGCGAUCGUUUUUGGAUGCGAAGAGACUUAUUUUGACAGAAACAAGUACAUAACCCCGCUUUCAACCAAGCGUGGGUCAAGACCUCAAGAGGAAAACUCCGAUUGGCAGAACUCAACUUUGCAACCUCUUGUCAAUGCAGGGAAAACCUCAGAAAUUGAAAUUCACGAAGAGGACAAGUCCUUUCUUCAUGACAGAUCAGAGCCUUACUACGACAACGAAAGAACAAUUACAUCUGCAGAUGAAAGCAAGCUGAUUGAUGGAUCGAGCGAAAAAGAUUACUCUUAUUCUAAACGCGUUGCUCUUGUCACGAAAGCUACCAAUCUUCAAGGGCUUGGAUUCAAACAAUACUUCCACUAUAUUGGAAUCAAUUUGAGAAUGUUCCUUUUUCCACCAGUCUGGCUUUCAGGCCUUUUCUGGGGUAUACAAGAUGUGUUUUUGACGUUUUAUCUGACUACAGAAGACACCUACUUUUAUGAUGCUCCGUGGAACUAUAGCGACUACGGUGUUGCAAUCAUGAAUGUGCCUACUUUGAUUGGCGCAGUCGUUGGAUGUAUUUAUGCGGGUAUUAUCAGCGACUACUUUGUUCUCUGGAUGGCCCGCAGAAAUAAUGGAAUUCUAGAGGCUGAAUACCGUUUGUACUUUUCUUUUGCCACAGCAAUCAUUGGUCCGGCGGGAUUGCUGAUGUUUGGUAUUGGUGCUGCUCGUGCGUUACCUUGGCAGGUAAUUUACGUUGGUCUAGGCUUCAUUGGCUUCAGUUGGGGUUGCUCUGGUGACAUCGCCAUGGCUUAUUUGAUGGAUUGCUACCCUGAUAUGGUCCUGGAGGGUAUGGUUUGCACAGCCAUUAUCAAUAAUACUAUUUCUUGCAUCUUCACCUUCACCUGUUCCUACUGGCUCCAGGCCUCCGGGACUGAAAACACCUAUAUUGCUUUGGCCGUUAUCAAUUUCGGUAUAACCAUUCUAGCGCUUCCAAUGUUCUUGUGGGGGAAAAAGAUAAGACAAGCAACUAAAAAACUAUACAUCAAAUCUGUGAAGGCCAGAGAUGCCUGA
Lachancea mirantina is the source of this 1749-nucleotide messenger RNA. The record is from the annotation of a GenBank genome assembly. NCBI's taxonomy places the organism in Eukaryota, Fungi, Ascomycota, Saccharomycetes, Saccharomycetales, Saccharomycetaceae.